AUGAAGAGAAAAACAAUUGAUUCAUAUUUUACUAAAGCAAAACCCCCUUUCGAAUUUGACAUCGGAAACUCAGACCCGAGCGAGACUACUGAACCUAAUAUUAAUGUCAAUCCUCAAAUAUCUACGCAAAUUCCUGAUGAAGAACCCACAAAUUCAUCUACAAUGCAAUCUAUGAUUAAUGUGGGAAACAAAACUUUAAUGCGUGAUCCUGCUUUGCGCAAGCCAAUUGAUAGUUACCCUUCAAAAGAGCAAGAAGAUAUUGUAAAUGCAUACAUUCAUUACGGGCCUUAUCGGUUUCCUCUCUCUGGGUAUCCUCCAUCUGGUCUAAUAAAUCAUCCACGCCGAUUCCAACACACAUGGUUUAAGAAAUUUAAUUGGCUAGAGUACUCCCCUACAAGUGAUGCUGCUUAUUGUUUCCCGUGCUUCCUUUAUCUAAAGGACCCAUUGGGAAAAUCAGGUUCAGAUGCUUUUACAGUACAGGGAUUUAAAAACUGGAAGAAGGUUGGGGGUAAAGAAUGUUCUUUUUCAACUCACAUGGGGAAAGAUACUAAUUCAGCUUAUGGAUAUUCAUCUUUAUGUUGGGAAAAUGCGAAGAAAACUGGUACUCAUAUUGACAAGGCAUUAGAAAAGCCAAAUCCACAAUUGAUUGAGAAUAAUCUUUUAAGAAUUAAAACUUCAAUUGAAAUAGUUCGGUGGCUUACAUUUCAAAAUUGUGCAUUUAGAGGACAUGAUGAAAGUUCAAAGUCAAAAAAUCAGGGGAACUUUUUAGAGAUGUUAAAACUCUUAGCAUAUUAUAAUAAGGAUGUACAUGAUGUUGUUAUGGGUAAUGCUCCUCAAAAUGCUAAAUAUACAUCUCCUGCUAUUCAAAAAGAGAUUUUACAAGUCUUCGCUGAUAAGGUGCAAAAAACCAUUCGUGAGGAGAUUGGUGAUUCAAAGUUUUGUAUAAUUGUUGAUGAAUCUCGAGACAUAUCUAAAAGAGAACAAAUGGCAAUUGUAAUAAGAUUUGUCGAUAGAAAUGGGUUCUUACUCGAGCGUUUUUUUGAGCUAGUACAUGUUAAAGAUACAACCUCCAAGACUUUGAAGGAAGAAAUUUCUAUAGUAUUAUCAAAUCACGAGUUGAGCAUUCAAAAUCUUAGAGGUCAAGGUUAUGAUGGUGCUAGUAAUAUGCGAGGAGAAUUGAAUGGUUUACAAGCUUUAUUCAUGAGAGAUUGUCCUUAUGCGUAUUAUGUACACUGUCUAGCACAUCAAUUACAAUUGGCUCUUAUUGCUGCAGCAAGAGAAGUAGGUGAGGUCCAUGAUUUUUUCAAAGAUUUGAUUUUUAUUGUUAACACUGUAAGCUCUUCUACUAAGCGUCAAUUGGAGCAUUUAAUUGAGAUCGAGGAGGUUGAAACAGGGAAAGGAUUGAAUCAAAUUGGUACUCUCCAACGUCCUGGGGAUACUAGGUGGAGCUCUCAUUUCAAGUCAAUUUGUAGUUUGUUAAGAAUGUUCGACGCAACUCGCUCAGUCCUUGAGAAAAUAGCCAUUGAUAGCCAACAAUCAUAUGCUCAAGGCGGAGAUGCUAAAUCUGCUCUUAAAAAGUUGUUGUCAUUUGAUUUUGUGUUUAUUUUACAAUUGAUGGAAGAUAUUAUGGGCUUUACUGAUGGACUUUGUCGGGCUUUGCAACAUAAAUCACAAGACAUUUUAAACGCUAUGCAUUUAGUUGUUGGUACAAAGUCCUUGAUUCAAAAGCUUAGAGAUGAUGGUUGGGAAUUGCUAUUACAAAAAGUUCAUUCUUUUUGCAACAAGCAUGGUACUGAAAUCAUAGAUAUGCAGGUUUCUUAUGCUGAAAUAAUUCGAUCACGUCGCAACAAAGACACUAUAACAGUGGAGCAUCAUUAUCGGGUCAACGUGUUUUCUGCAACCAUAGAUCAACAGUUGCAAGAGCUAAAUAGUCGUUUCAGUGAGCAAACAACGGAGUUACUUACUUUAAGUGCAUCUUUGAGUCCUAUUGAUGGAUACAAGCACUUUGAUGUGGAAAAUAUUUGUCGCCUUGCAGAGAAAUACUAUCCGCAGGACUUUUUAGAAAAUGAGAUAUCACAUUUGAAGUAUCAACUUGAACUCUUUUAUUGUGAUGUUCCUAAGCAUCCGGAUAUGAAGAACUUGAGUACCAUAACUGCUUUGUGUAGAAGUUUGGUGGAGAAUAGGAAAUCAGAUGUCUAUCCUUUAGUAGAUAGAUUGAUUCGACUUAUUUUGACCCUUCCUGUUAGCACAGCAACUUCAGAGAGAGCUUUCUCGGCAAUGAAAAUUGUGAAGACUAGUCUUCGAAACAAGAUGGAAGAUGAUUUUCUUUCGGAUUACUUGCUAGUGUAUAUAGAGAAAGAGAUUGCUGGAAAGUUUGAAAUUAAGUCAAUCAUAGAUGACUUUUAUUGUAUGAAACCUAGGAGAACUAGAGUUAAAUGA
This is a messenger RNA of Spinacia oleracea (spinach), 2439 nucleotides long. RefSeq lists its product as uncharacterized. Bases 1 to 2439 code for a protein of 812 amino acids. The transcript has 2 exons. The record is from RefSeq and is a predicted model, not a curated record. Gene Ontology annotation, molecular function: protein dimerization activity. NCBI's taxonomy places the organism in Eukaryota, Viridiplantae, Streptophyta, Magnoliopsida, Caryophyllales, Amaranthaceae.